AACGAAUACGACUCGCUUUUACAGGAAUAUAAGUGUUUAAAUCAAGCAAAACUCAUCGCAACUGUACCGGAUUGUCUUCUGAUGGCGGUCGGGCUGCAUUAGAGUCGAGAUUACUGACAACGUGUCUCUUUCACGGCAAGAGGAUUUUUAGGGAUUAACAAACAUCUAUUUUAAUCAACAGGCGCCUUGAUUCACAGUUAAACCGACAGAAGUCACUAUUUGAUAUUCUGACUAUCACUUAUACCGCUGGUACACAUACCUAAAACAAACCUCGUUGGUUGAUUAAAAUAACCGUGUUGCAUUCAAAAAGGCAUCCCGACCUUUAUCCAAGGACAUAUUUAUCGUAAAACUUCAAUUUUCAAUAAAACAAGUUGUUAAAUCAAGUUAUAGAAAUAGCAUCGCGGACAAAAUCUGUUUGAGAAGAAAUCAUAUAUGACAGGCGAGCAAGCAAAAUAGCAAUAAGAACGCAAAAAAGGCAAACAUCGCCCUGCGUUAUUAUUUUCCAAUAAACUUUUUAAUACAUUUGAACAAGUUAAGAAUAACACUAAUAAAUCCAUGUGUAAAUACCAUACGUUGAAUGUAGCUGACAGACUACACUGAGCUAUCUUUCAAAUAAAAUAAUUUCAUGUCGACUUUAUUGGAUGAUAUUGUAAGGAAGAACAACUUCUGGGUUCUCCGAAGACAACGUCGAUAUUCCCGUGUUACUGCAAAAUGUGACGGAAUAGAAAUUGCCACAUCUGAUGGGUGCUAAGAAGGAGAUACUUAUGUUAUAAUACGGAAUCUUGGAGGAUUAUAGAUAGUAAUUAUCGAUCAAAAAUCACAUUAACUUCAUACGAGUAAUUGAAAUCACAUUUAGAGCUGGAUAGAAUGUGUUCAGGAUGUGUUCUCUAUAUUCCAACGAUAAACAUCGAAGCCUGAACAAAUAAAGGAUAUCCCUAAUAGUAAUUAUCAGAAGCGAACCAAUACUAUAAUAAAGCGAAAACAAUACGAUACCAGCAAGCGCGACUGACAUUUAUAGUUGAUUUAUAAAACAUUGAAUCAUACCGGUCAUUGAAGACAAACAGAUCCCCAGUGGAGCCCCGAUGAAAUUCUCUUGUAGCUGAAGAGCAAAACUCUUCAAUCUGACACAAGUGUAGACAUCGCCAUAAGUUAAGAAGAUAAAUACUUAUUGACAGGUUGAAAGGAAACACGAUUGGAAUCCAUGUUCUCGAGUGAAGGGGAAGACGAACAGGUAAACAUCUGGUCACUGGAUUUGUUAACACUGGAACUAUAUCUCUAUACAUCGGUUGAAGCGACCUUUACGAUAAAACGCUGUAAAAUUACAGCGGAGCGAUAUUUCAACAUUUGGAUCAGUAGCUGUUAUCAUUAAUUUGAAUCCAGAGUUAUGGAAUAAUUGUGUUGAUUUAUACCGCCCAAUACUUAUGAAUACUCGAUACUCGGAGUACCGUCUAUAUCUACAUUGCAGGCUAUUUUAUGCUGAUUUUAUAACGCACACGUCUCAUAUGGACAGUAGCCUGUUAGAAUCCCUAAAUAAAUUUCCGUCAAAAAAUUAACAGAAAAUUGGUUACCAUGGAAACAGAGAUGGAUAUUUAUUUUUACGACUGUUCCAAAGAAAAAUGAGAACCUAUCAAGUUCGACGAAGAUACAGAAGAUACCAUGUUGUUUAUACGAUGUAUCGUUCACAGUCGGAGAGUCUAUACGGAUAACAGUUAAAGGUCACGUUCCCUAUUAAAGGUUACAUUAAGCUUUACGAGAAUUUCGUACCUCUGAAAACUCAAUCGGAAAAGCAUUUAUAUAAAUCUGGUAGACACUGGAGAUGAAAACGUCCUCGUGGCAUCCAUAAAUACAUUAUUAUGAGACGAUAUUUUUGUUAAUAUGAAAGCAAAGUAUGAGUAACAGCACAAACGUGAGUAAUCUAUCAUUUGCGCAAAAUGCAAGCAGUUUUGAACAGAAAUAUACUCCUGUUGAAACUGCGCUUAUUGUGACUGUUCUUGGGACAAUUAUAUUUAUGUCUAUCGCUGGCAACACGCUUGUCUGUAUCGCUAUCUUUACAGACAGGGCAUUGAGGAGAACGAACAAUUUAUUCCUAGUGUCGUUAGCUGUUGCAGAUAUGAUGGUCGCUACUUUAGUAAUGACGUUUGCAGUCGCAAAUGACGUCAUGGGCUACUGGUGGUUCAAUAUAGAAUUUUGCAACGUUUGGAUAUCAUUCGACAUUAUUUGUUCCACCGCUUCCAUUCUGAAUUUGUGUGCCAUAAGUCUAGACCGAUAUAUACACAUUAGGAACCCGCUACACUACGAGAUGUGGAUGACGAAAAAGAAGUUAGCGUUUAUGAUAACGUCUGUGUGGCUGUGUUCGGCCCUGCUGGGGUUCGUUCCCAUCAAUAUGGGCUGGCAUAGGAUCGGCAUGGAGGAUAUCUCCACCAACCACCACGAUUCCCAAAUUUGUCAGAUGGAAUUAAAUCCAACGUAUGCAGUGGUGUCGUCAUUUAUCAGCUUCUAUUUACCAUGUAUAGUUAUGGUCACAAUCUAUAUACAAUUAUUUCGUUAUGCACAAAAACACGUGAAAAGUAUUCGCAAAAUGGAUCGAUUGAACCAAGUGGCCUCUAAUGGCACUAAGACUCAUACAAGCUACAAGGUCUCAGACCACAAGGCAGCGAGAACACUUGGCAUAAUCAUGGGUGUCUUCCUACUGUGUUGGGUGCCAUUUUUCACUAUUAACAUAAUCAGCUCUUUCUGUCCGACGUGCAUACCAGUGAUGCUUUUUAACACAUUCACGUGGCUUGGAUAUUCCAACUCGAGCCUCAAUCCAAUCAUAUACAGUAUUUUUAAUCAAGAAUUUCGAGAAGCAUUUAGGAAAAUCCUUUGCCUUCAUCGUUGUCCUAAAAUUAGUAGCCAACUGAACAUUCGAAAAGGAGGUUCUCCGUAUAAAGACAAAGAUACUGCACCUUAUAGAGAUACGGAUAUAGUGAGGUUCAAUGACGUCAGUAGCGACGAUAUACAUUUGAACAAUAGUUUUAAUUGUGCCAGUAGUCUUAGAAAAGGCAGCAGAGGCCCGUUGAUGGAGAAGAUCACAACGUUAUAACAAUCAUUCUCAGCUAGAUCCGUAUUUAAGAGAUGCUCGGGUAAAAAAUGCUUGAACCAUUUCACCAAUUAUCUUUUCCAAUAGACUCGCAAUUUUGUUAAAAAUGAGACUUUUUCAAUAAAUCCACAUGUUGCUGUUCAUCUGAUUUGUUUUAAAGUCGUGCAACAACCUUUCAAAAAGUUCAAAUACACUGCAUGGAAUAUUUUCCUCGAAAACUCUUUUUGGAAACUCUACGAGGUAAACAAUUGUUAACUAUUAAAUGGUUCACUUCUUCUAGGUAGAUCAUUCAAGGUCUAGUUUUUGCAUGCUAAAACUGCUCUUCAGGGUGCUUAGUUAUCAGUUAGAAAUGGUUUAAUUUAAAGGCACGUCAUACAAGGUCUACCCUUUGCAUUCGUUCGACUUCUUAAAAGAGAGCUUCGUCUUACUUAUUACUAAACUCUGCUUGCAGGGUAACAAGAUCUAACCUAAGGAUAGGUAUCGAUAUGGUGAACUGAAUUCAACAGUGUUUUUCUCUUAAACCAAAUAUUGAAAACAUUCUGUAAAAACACGGUCCUUUCUGUAAUGUUGACUGAUUGGCAACAAUUCAAUGCAAAAAUUAUUCAU
Messenger RNA from Owenia fusiformis, 3685 nucleotides. The record is from the annotation of a GenBank genome assembly. NCBI's taxonomy places the organism in Eukaryota, Metazoa, Annelida, Polychaeta, Sabellida, Oweniidae.